Ostrinia furnacalis (Asian corn borer) is the source of this 2058-nucleotide messenger RNA. RefSeq names its product lysosome membrane protein 2. The transcript has 10 exons. The record is from RefSeq and is a predicted model, not a curated record. Gene Ontology annotation, molecular function: scavenger receptor activity. Lineage: Eukaryota; Metazoa; Arthropoda; Insecta; Lepidoptera; Crambidae. Bases 1 to 1989 code for a protein of 662 amino acids. Gene Ontology annotation, cellular component: cytoplasm; membrane.
AUGUGUGUGCUCGAUCCAGAAAAAGUUAUUAGUAUAGGCCUUUUCAUCCUGUUGAUGCUGGGUUUCUUCGCUCUGGCAGCCGGUGGAUUCAUAUUGUUCCUACAUCCAUACGACUUCUUAUUCAAACAGAAAGUGGUCCUCCAAGAUGGCGGCGAGAUCUUCGAGAUGUGGAGAAAGCCAGAAGUGGAUCUUUACUGCCGAGUGUUCCUGUUCAACAUCACCAACGCUGAAGAGUACAUGGCUGGCACAGCAGACAAGAUUAUUGUGAAGGAAGUCGGCCCUUACGUCUACAAAGAAGCCUUAGAGCAUGAAGUGAAGACCUUCAACGAGAAUGGAACAUUAUCAGCAAUACCGAGGCAUCCUCUGACCUGGGUGGAGGAACUGUCUGAGGGUCAUAAAGAAGAUGACAUCCUGUAUCUACCUCACAUUGCUUUAUUGAGCAUAGCCAACGUGGUAGCGCCCCAGGGCUUCAUGACGCGCUUUGGACUGAACAACCUGAUCAGUCUCACCAACACCAAGCCUCUGGCCAAGAUGACAGCGAAAGAGUUCAUGAUGGGGUACAAGUCUGAGCUGAUGACCCUGGGAAACACCUUCAUGCCGGGAUGGAUCUACUUCGACAAGCUGGGGCUGAUUGAUAGGAUGUACGACUUCACCGGUGACUACGAGACAAUCUACACUGGACAAGAUGACGUCACCAAGUCCGGCCUCAUCGACACCUACAGAGGGUCCACCGACCUCCCUCAGUGGGAGGGCAAGCAUUGCAGUAACGUCCAGAACGCCUCUGAUGGCACCAAGUUCAAAGGGGCUCUGGGGAAGAACGAGUCGAUUUUGUUUUAUAGGAAGAGUCUUUGCCGGGCUGCACCUUUGGUACCCGUCAAAGAAGGCACCAGAAGUGGUCUUAAGGCGUACAUGUAUACCUUCCCAGAGAAAAUGCUGGACAACGGCAAAUAUCACGAAGAGAACAAAUGCUUCUGCAGAAAUGGUAAAUGCCUCCCAGACGGUUUGAUCGACGUCUCAAAUUGCUACUACGGCUUCCCCAUAGCGCUGUCCUACCCUCACUUCUACAAGGGAGAGGACGUCCUGUUCAGCAAGGUUGAAGGCCUGAGUCCGAACCAAGAGGAUCAUGAGACUAGGUUCUGGAUACAGCCCGAGUCAGGUCUACCCUUAGACGUGAGCUCCAAGUUCCAAAUCAACAUGGCGCUGGACGACAUUAGCAGCAUCAAGAACGCAGAACGAUUCUCCAACAUGUACCUACCUCUGCUGUGGUUUGAUAUUAGAAUGUACUCUCUCACGCCAUCUCUAGAAGACCGCUUUAAACUCUACUUAAAUAUCCUACCAGUUGUGGAGAAGGUAUCCAUGUAUCUCCUCUUCGCCACUGGUGUCUGCCUCAUCCUGACAACUGUCUACAUCCUCACCUUCAAGGUCAUGUUCAAGACUUUCGACCAGAAAAAGAAGCAACGGAACAUCGUCAUUGGGACCGAUAUGUGGGUCGAAAAAGAGGUCAAAGGUAAGAAGAACAAGGACUCCAUAUACGCUCCUUGCGAGAUCCCCCUAGACGACACCGAAUCUGAUAAUUCUGAUCCUCAAUUCGAUCCUGAAAGAAGACCAUCUUUGUUGAAAACUCAUGGCGAUAGAAUUAAGGAAUUAAGCCACAAAUUAAGCGAUAAAAUGUACGAUUCGGUUGGAAGUAUGAGGGAUAGAGUUAGGGAUGAAAUUACACAUGUAAAGAACAUCUUUGGGGAUAGAAAGAAUUCUCUUAUUAAUGAAUCGAAUGCAAACGACGCUUACAAAUCUGAUUCUGGUGAAGAUGAGAAGUUUGGGUAUGCAGCAGUUGGACAAACAGACAGUGAGGAUGACUGCAAGUAUUUAGAGGUCUUAGAUGAUGGUAGUGAGUUUGAUAAACAAACAAACGAUGACAGGACUGACAGAUCGAAGCAUUUGAAAGAACUAGACUCAGGUAGAGAUGAACUACUUCACAUAUCUGAUUGAGGAUUCAGUUUUAAUUUUUAAUGAUAUUGACUGCUUAUUUAUGUUAGAAUAAUUUGAUAAUUCUAAAUU